Molecule: messenger RNA, 2022 nt
Organism: Aspergillus tanneri
Lineage: Eukaryota; Fungi; Ascomycota; Eurotiomycetes; Eurotiales; Aspergillaceae
Exons: 4
Coding region: 1-2022 (673 amino acids)
Biological process (GO): proteolysis
Molecular function (GO): aspartic-type endopeptidase activity; protein binding
Source: RefSeq, a predicted model, not a curated record
AUGAACGGCCACCUGGAGGUGGUGCGACUUCUACUGGAUAGGGGAGCGGACCUGACUGUGGCCACUAGAAAUGGCUGGACUCCCCUUGGUGUUGCAGCUAAUAGUGGCCAUCUGGAAGUGGUACGACUUCUGCUCGAUAAGGGAGCCGAUCCAACUAUAGCUACCAGUGAUGGCUGGACUCCUGUUAAUUCUGCUGCAAGCCAGGGCCAUUUGGAGGUGGUGCGACUUUUACUGGUCAGGGGAGCCGAUCGGACUAUUCCAAACAGCCUAGGAAUGACUGCCGUCGACUCUGCAAUGAUGAGAGGACAUUGGGAGGUGGUGCAACUUCUGCUGGACAAGACAGCCGAUCUGACUCCUACCAUGGCUUACUUGGAUCGCCUCCCUGACCCUCCUCUCACCUUGAAUUGUCUCCCUGGGUUUAAUCUCCCAUUGGACUACUUGCCAGAAAUCAUGAACGCCAUCACCGACAAACCAGACUGGGACCGAAAGAUUUUUGAAGAGUCGAUUACUGCGAAGUGGCGGAUGGAAGUGCUGGGCAGCUCAAAUGAGAUCACGCCAAAAAUGAUGGAUUGGGUCCUUGAUGAAUUGCGCUACAAAUCGGAGUUGUUCCAAAAAGAGGGAAUUAUUUCCGCGUUUGACGGAGAUAUAGUGAAGUCUGAUACAGUAAUUUCAGAAGAGCUUAAGAAAGCCCUGAAGAUGGCAGUGCGGCCCUUGGAGAACAUCCCUGACGAGCAGAAAGACUACCAUCCUGGCUCUAAUAAGCAGGUAGUGGAUCUGUUACACCCAUCGCUAUUUCCUCUUGUUUACGGCCGGAGCCGGAUCCUCCAAGAUAGUGUGGUAGGGCUUGAUGACUUUUUAGCACGUUCAGGCAAUGGUGAGGUCCUGGCUGUCCCUCCCGCCAGCACAUCUAAAAGAUAUGCACGCUACGCGACGCAAGUCGAAAAAAUCCCUCUUUAUAGUCAAAAGUUUCAAUGGCUGCCUUGCAACGUCAAAUUUGAUCCGUCUUCUAAUAAGUGCCAUAUUGUAUCUUACAUUAACAACUUGCGUCCUGACAAGCAUCGUGACCUCUAUAGAGUUAUUGAGGAAAUAAUUUCCCGAGCCAUCCCUCUCUGGAACAUGACUCUCACACCUCUAUUUCAUAACGAAGUGCGACCGAAUAGAGUCGAAUUUACAUCUGUUAAGUACUUACCAGGGACUACUCCGGAUCCUCAAGAGCCCGAACAAGAGGACGGCGAGACAGAUGAGGACUUCGACAAUCGUUACGACGACUACCGUGAGCGCUACCUUGAUUUGAUAGCAACUCGUACAGUUGCCCCCCCUGAAAUUGGAGCUUUUGACCCGUCUUUUUUCUCCGGGCAGGAACCGUUUGACUUGCAAAGUAAAUUCUGUGAAAAUGGGCUGCAAGUCAUUGUGAAAUUGGCCAAUAUCGAGUUAACACCUGAAAAGCCAAAGUAUAAUGGGGGUUCAUGGCAUGUUGAAGGACAACUACCAAGCUCCCUCGAGUUUCGCCAACGUCUGGAAAACGAUGACUUGGAUGGAGAUAUAAGCUACGAGCAGGAUCAUAAAAGCUGGUUAAAACAGGUAUUUGGCUGCGAUAAUGAAGGUCCAGUCACCCAAGACCUAGGCAAAGUGUCCUGUCGCGAAGGUCGUAUUAUAACGUUCCCAAAUAUUCUACAACACCGCGUCUCGCCCUUCCAGCUAGCCGAACCAUCAAGGCCUGGCCACCGCAAGAUAAUUGCUCUGUUCCUUGUCGAUCCGCACAUACGCAUUAUCUCUACAGCUAAUGUUCCUCCGCAGAGAGCAGACUGGUGGGAGGGAACUCUGGACGUGAGAAAGGAUCUGCUUAGCAGGAGGCUUCCUGUGGAGCUCCAGAAAAUGGUCCUCCAGCAAAUGGACAAUUUCCCCAUAACGAUGGACGAAGCCAAGGAACUCCGGCUGGAACUGAUGGAGGAACGGAGCGUGUUUUCAACGGCUCAGAAUGAUGAAUUCAACGAUGGAGAUUUUGGUCUCUGUGAGCAUUAA